Molecule: messenger RNA, 222 nt
Organism: Sphenostylis stenocarpa
Lineage: Eukaryota; Viridiplantae; Streptophyta; Magnoliopsida; Fabales; Fabaceae
Source: the annotation of a GenBank genome assembly
AUGGAGAAGAAACUUGGGAUGAAGAAUGAAGUUAAGGAAGUAGAAGAAGUUAAGGAGGAUGGAGAAGAAGUUAGGGAAGGAGAAAAGGUUAAAAAUGAAGAACAAGUUAGGGAAGGAGAAGAAGUUAAGGAUGGAGAAAUAGUUUUUGAUGGGGAAGAAUUGAAGGAAGGAGAAGAGGUUAAGGAGGAAGAAGAAGAAGAAGAAGUUUUGGAUGGAGAAUAA